UGUUGUGCGUCGUUGCGUCGCCGAUGAAGGAGGCGUUGGCGCAUCGCACUGCUGCCGCUGGAGCUGCUGGAGCUGCUGCUGCUGCUGACACACAAACCGGCUGUCCUGCACUGAAAAGUGACUCACAACUGACACCGUUCACCAUCUUAACUGGAGGAAGUCGCUCUGAAGCUACAGUUGCACUUUAAGUGAUCUGUCACCAGAUUUCAAAAAUGAUCAAGAACGGACAUCACCACCACCAAGUGAACACAGCAGCCGGGAAAGACGCAGAGACGACCCCAGGCACUGCAUCUUGCAGUCCCGAGAAGAGGAGGCGAAGAAUCCGGGUGUGGUGCGAUGGCUGCUAUGACAUGGUCCAUUAUGGCCACUCCAACCAGCUGCGACAGGCCAAGGCCAUGGGAGAUUACCUCAUCGUUGGAGUACACACAGAUAGUGAGAUUGCGAAGCACAAGGGUCCGCCAGUCUUCACUCAGGCAGAAAGAUAUAAAAUGGUGCGGGCCAUAAAAUGGGUGGAUGAAGUUGUGGAAGGAGCGCCUUAUGUCACCACCCUCCAGACCCUCGACAAGUACAACUGUGACUUCUGUGUGCACGGAGAUGAUAUAACACUAACAGUGGAUGGGAAAGACACAUAUGAGGAGGUGAAGAAGUCAGGGCGGUACAGGGAGUGUAAGAGAACCCAGGGAGUUUCAACCACAGAUCUGGUUGGCAGAAUGCUACUGAUGACCAAAGCACAUCACAGCAACAUUGAUAGUUCAGACUAUCAGCAGCACACAGACAACUUUGGAAAGGGCUCACAUGGUCAGAAGGGCCACAGUCCCUGGACGGGGGUGUCUCAGUUCCUGCAGACUUCACAGAAGAUCAUCCAGUUUGCUUCAGGCCAGGAGCCUCAACCCGGAGACACCAUCAUCUAUGUGGCAGGAGCCUUUGACCUCUUCCACAUUGGCCAUGUGGACUUCCUGGAAGCAGUGCAUAAGCUCGCAGAAAAGCCAUACAUUAUAGUGGGGUUGCACUUUGAUCAGGAGGUGAACCGCUACAAAGGGAAAAACUACCCCAUCAUGAAUGUCCACGAGAGAACGCUCAGCGUCCUGGCUUGUCGAUAUGUGUCAGAAGUAGUGAUUGGUGCACCCUUUGCAGUCACAAAAGAUUUACUGGACCAUUUUAAGGUGGAUCUAGUAUGCCAUGGAAAGACAGAAAUAUAUCCUGACAAGGAUGGAUCCGACCCUUACGCUGAGCCGAGAAGGGAAGGAAUCCUGCGUACCGUUGACAGUGUCAACAGCCUCACUACAGAUGCCAUUGUGCAGAGGAUAAUCAAAAACAGGUUGCUAUUUGAAGCAAGGAACCAGAAGAAAGAGGCCAACGAGAUUGCUGUGAUCCAGGCCAUGAAGCGACAAGAGGAGGAAAAGACUAAAGAAAGAGCCCAGGCUGUGCUGUAGGAAGGCCCUAAAGAAGCACCAUCGACUUAGUGUCAAUAUAACACUGACAAGCUCAAUUAUUCUAAACUCAUGUACAGUAAAAUCAACCCUUUUAUAUGUGUUAUGACACCCUCCACACACAAACCUGGCUAAUGACAGCAGUGCUUAGAGCAGCCCAUUUAAAGCCAGGGCAGUAUAGUCUGCUGUGGGAUCAUCAGGUAUACAGUGUGUGUGUGUGUGUGUGUGUGUGUGUGUGUGUGUGUGUGUGUGUGUGUGUGUGUGUGUGUGUGUGUGUGUGUGUGUGUGUGUGUGUGUGUGUGUGCGCGCUGUGUGAGUGAGUGUGUGUCUGCUGUGGGAUCAUCAGCUAUACAGUGUGUGUGUGUGUGUGUAUGUGUGUGUGGGGGGGGGGUAUUAACAUAUUCAGCAUUAUGCAAAUAAUCAGUCAACAAUCAUACAUACAGACAAGGGAGAUAUCAUUAUGUCUUCAAAUGGCUUUGUCUUUGGAUAUUUUUAAUUCCUGAAGUAUUUAUUUUUGUUGCCUUCAAAAAUAUAGAUUUUUUAACUAUUAUCUUAGCGAGUGUGGGGACCUGAGAUGUCGGUCAGGCAUUAAACUGUAACAAGGAAAUGAUUUGAUUAGUCAUUUCCAUGGGGUUGUUGGUGCUUUCUUCCCAGCAAUAGAUGUCGCCCCACAACUGAUCUAUCCAUGUAUAUACUGUAUGUAAUGUAUCAUAAAGUGAUUACAGGCUCUCUGGAGGAUGCUAAAAACCAUUAGAGAAGUAGGAAAUCCCCCUGCUUCUCUGCAUGCAACUUGAAUUGUUUGGAUGUGUAAAGGUGUCGAAACUCUUUUGGGACCUCGUGUACAUAUCAGGCCUUACUCCAGACUGCACUGACUUCUCAAAAAGAACAGUGUUGUUUUACUAGAGCAGGGUUUUAACUAAAAAAAAAUGCACACUGUCAAGACCUGCACGCCCGGCAUUUUGAGUGCAGUUGUAUUUUUUUUUAAACCAACACUCCUUUAAGGUUUAUCCUAAUAUAAAGAACACUACAGAGCUUUAACAGACUGCUUUUAAGCUUAACUAUAGAACAAUGACACAUGCUCAGUGUUGUUGACUUGAUAAUGAAAUAGACCUUUUACUGUCACUGAACCCUUAAAAAUUAAGCGUCUGUCUCUAUGUCAAAUGGGAUUAAAUAUUUUUUUUGUAAAUGUAUAUUUUACUCACCUCCUCUCCAUUAACUACUGUAUAGAUCAUUUAAUGUUUUUAAAAAAGCAUAAUAAUAUGUCUGUAUGUCAAGUUGGAAUGUAUUCAGUGUAGGCUAUAAUGUAUAUGAUAUUGACAACUCCCAGUUGACAAACACUGUAGAAACUGAUUGGACCACAGUAUACUAUUGCUGAUAAUAAUACAAUUUUAAUCGGAAA
Messenger RNA from Sander lucioperca (pikeperch), 2829 nucleotides. Its product is annotated as ethanolamine-phosphate cytidylyltransferase-like. Gene Ontology annotation, biological process: phosphatidylethanolamine biosynthetic process. The coding region runs from base 213 to 1433 and encodes 406 amino acids. Gene Ontology annotation, cellular component: cytoplasm. Gene Ontology annotation, molecular function: ethanolamine-phosphate cytidylyltransferase activity. The transcript is spliced from 14 exons. Lineage: Eukaryota; Metazoa; Chordata; Actinopteri; Perciformes; Percidae. The record is from RefSeq and is a predicted model, not a curated record.